AAGACGAAAGAAGCUAAUCCCGACGUGGAAAAUCGUCGGUUUGCGACCUUUGUUCAGAAUGUUAACAAAAUUCGCCAACAUAACGAGCGUUACAGCCGCGGAAAAGAAAGUUUCAAAAUGGGCAUCAAUCAGUUCACUGAUAUGUUGCCAGAGGAGUUGAAAAAGCGCAAUGGUUUUCGGAACGACUUGAGGAAGAUGCCCGGAACCAAAAACAUUGUCAGAUUGAAAGUUAACGGGAAACUGCCAAAACGAGUCGACUGGCGUGAAGAAGGUUACGUCACACCAAUAAAGGAUCAAAGCUCCUGCGGAAGCUGCUGGGCAUUCAGUGCAGUCGGAGCACUGGAAGGGCAACAUUUCCGGAAAACAGGGGAACUGGUAUCGUUUUCCGAGCAAAAUCUUGUUGACUGUAGCACAGAGCAUGGCAACUGUGCGUGUGAUGGCGGUCUUUAUGAUCAGGUACCAAAUUCUGUUGCUUCCGCAUUAGACAGUGUUAGAACAGCUACCAUCACAGAUCGCUAA
Molecule: messenger RNA, 519 nt
Organism: Gongylonema pulchrum
Lineage: Eukaryota; Metazoa; Nematoda; Chromadorea; Rhabditida; Gongylonematidae
Source: the annotation of a GenBank genome assembly